AUGGCUCUGUGGCUGGUCACUCAUUUCAACGUGCUGGCGGAUGUACUGCUGAGUUUGCUCGCACAGGUGGCGACAAUGGACAAAGGAGAAGACGCAGGUGCUGGGCGCGCAUCCUGGAUGGGGGAACUGAGGGUCCUUGGGUUCUAAAGGCACGGCAGCUUGCUCAAGAGCCACAAAGAUAAUAACGGAAAUGCUGUCUUUGGAUUAUAUGACUGCCAAACCAGACAGAAUGAGCAUCUGUAUACCUUUGAGAAGGACAUGCAAGCUGUCAGUUGCUCUGUCAACACCAAGAGAACAGAACUUGCUGCACGCUUCAUUCAGUACACGGAAGGAGUACGGCGUGAGCUUCAGCCUUCAGGAUCGAAGUGCCUGACUUUGCUGGUUGAAAUCCACCCUGUCAACAACGUGCAGGUUCUGAAAGGUACAGGUAACUGUGUUCAGGCGUGGGUUAUAUUCCUCUACACACAAGCUGAAAGUCAUCUUCUUCCACAGAACCACCUGCUACUGAUUUUAGAAGAGAAAUAUAUUGAGCAGUUUCAUAUCCAGAUCACCAGAGAAGAUGGAGACAGUGUACAAAUCAUCUUGGACGUGAUUAGAAAUUCUAGCCAUCUCCCAAGAGACAGAAUAGCUGAAGACAUUGUUUGGGCUCAGUGGGAUAUGUCAGAGCAGAGACUACAUUAUAUUGAACUAAAGACACCAAGGAGUAUCUUGAAAUGCAUCCAGUUUUGGGCAGAUGAAAGUUUUAACUUACUGUUUGAAAUGUCCUUGGACAUAUCAUUAAGUGGCUUGAGAUUUAAACUCAUCAAUUUUGGAUAUGAUUAUCAUCAAGACCAAGAGAAGCUAUACAAUCAGUCUUCUCUCUGCAUUUUUACCAACCACACAGGAAAGGUCCAUGAUUCACACUUCAAUGUUGCUUCAAAAAUGUUGGAUGCUUUCUUUAGAGAGGACACAGUUUGGAUAACCGGGGUCCAGAGCUAUGAGAGAUGCCUUUGGGGAAACAGCUGGGAGUUUCUUUCUCAGAAAGAAAUCACGUAUUCGGUCUUUUACCUCCAUAAAGGAUACAGAAAGACCUUCACUGAAGCUCCUGGAAGUGCUGACUCACAGGUCACAAAUGGCAUCACUUUUCUCAACCUUGGAAACAACAAAAUGGCUGCUGUGCUACCUUCAAGUCCUUUGCAGUCCCCGCCAGGGUCCCUGAUUCUGGACUGCUACUCUGGAAAGGUCUACAGAGCAACCCUUAACCAGUCAUACUUGAUGUGGUUCCUAUGGAACACCCAUCUAGACUGUGAGAUAAAGGCUGCACUGCACUGUGCACUGUCCUGUGGUCGAGACACAGGUUUCCGGGAAGAACAGAUUAUUCAGUGGAUUUCCGAGCGUGUCUCUGCAUGCCAUUCAUUUGACCUGAUUCAAGAAUUUCUAAUUGCUUCUUCCUAUGGGAGUGUGUAUGCAGAGCUGGAUGACGUGGACAUGCUCUUACCUUACUCCUCUGUGCUGACUUGGAACGCAGAAAUUCCCGGAAUCAAGCUUGUGACAGAGGAGCUCCCAUUGCUUCUUAUGAAGAUAAGUCCUGCUCUGUGA
Grammomys surdaster is the source of this 1578-nucleotide messenger RNA. It is a transcript of the gene Gsap, whose product is annotated as gamma-secretase activating protein. The record is from RefSeq and is a predicted model, not a curated record. NCBI's taxonomy places the organism in Eukaryota, Metazoa, Chordata, Mammalia, Rodentia, Muridae. Gene Ontology annotation, cellular component: trans-Golgi network. The transcript is spliced from 21 exons. Gene Ontology annotation, biological process: positive regulation of amyloid-beta formation.